This is a messenger RNA of Carlito syrichta (Philippine tarsier), 1899 nucleotides long. It is a transcript of the gene KRT84, whose product is annotated as keratin 84. Lineage: Eukaryota; Metazoa; Chordata; Mammalia; Primates; Tarsiidae. Bases 43 to 1899 code for a protein of 618 amino acids. Gene Ontology annotation, cellular component: keratin filament. Gene Ontology annotation, molecular function: structural constituent of skin epidermis. The transcript has 11 exons. Gene Ontology annotation, biological process: intermediate filament organization; keratinization. The record is from RefSeq and is a predicted model, not a curated record.
CUAUUCUCCACUUGCUCUGUUGCUCUCGCCCAGGAAGCUACCAUGUCUUGCCGCUCCUACCGAGUCAACUCCGGCCGCCGGGUGGGCAAUUUCAGUUCCUGCUCAGCAGUGACCCCCCAGAGCCUGAACUGCUUCCGGGGCAGCACCGUCUCCUGCAGGAGUGGGCCCAGCUUCCGGGGCCUAGGCGGCUUUGGUAGUCGGAGCGUCAUCACCUGUGGAUCGUACUCACCACGGAUGGCAGCCGUCGGCCCUCGGCCCGUCCGUUGCAGAGUCGGCUUUGGCGCUGGUGGUGGCACAGCCUUUGGUUUUGGUGAUGGGAGUGGUGUUGGUCUGGGGCUCAGGGCCGGCAGUGCCGUUGGUCUGGGGUUUGGGACUGGCAGUGGCCUUGGCUAUGGCUUUGGUGGUCCUGGCUUCGGCUACAGAGUCGGAGGACUUGGAGUCCCCAUAGCCCCAUCGAUCACAGCUGUGACUGUCAAUCAGAGCCUGCUGACUCCCCUGAACCUGGAGAUUGACCCCAAUGCCCAGAGGGUGAAGAAGGAUGAGAAGGAGCAGAUCAAGACCCUCAACAACAAGUUUGCCUCCUUCAUUGACAAGGUGCGGUUCCUGGAGCAGCAGAAUAAGCUUCUGGAGACCAAGUGGAGCUUCCUCCAAGAGCAGAAGCGCGUCCGGAGCAACCUGGAGCCCCUCUUCGAGGGCUACAUCAGCACCCUGCGGAGGGAGCUGGAGGUGCAGGUCAGCGACCAGGCCCGGCUCCAAGCUGAGAGGAACCACAUGCAGGACGUCCUUGAGGGUUUCAAGAAGAAGUAUGAAGAGGAGGUGGUCCUCCGGGCCAACGCUGAGAAUGAGUUUGUGGCUCUGAAGAAGGAUGUGGACACGGCUUUCUUGAGUAAGUCUGACCUAGAGGCCAACAUGGAAGCCCUCAUUCAGGAAAUCGACUUUCUGAAAACUCUUUACAUGGAGGAAAUCCAACUGCUGCAAUCACACAUCUCAGAGACAUCGGUUAUCGUGAAGAUGGACAACAGCCGGGAUUUGAACCUUGACGGGAUCAUUGCCGAAGUCAAGGCCCAGUAUGAGGAGGUGGCCAGGCGCAGCCGGGCUGACGCCGAAGCCUGGUACCAGACCAAGUAUGAAGAGAUGCAGGUGACAGCUGGUCAACACUGUGACAACCUGCGCAACACACGGAACGAGAUCAACGAACUGACCCGCUUAAUCCAGAGGCUGAAGGCAGAGAUUGAGCACGCCAAGGCUCAGCGUGCCAAGCUGGAGGCAGCAGUGGCCGAGGCUGAGCAGCAGGGUGAGGUGGCCCUCAACGAUGCCAAGGCCAAGCUGGCAGACCUGGAAGCCGCUCUGCAGCAGGCCAAGCAGGAUAUGGCACGACAGCUGCGUGAGUACCAGGAGCUGAUGAACGCUAAACUGGGCCUGGACAUCGAGAUCGCCACCUACAGGCGCCUUCUGGAGGGCGAGGAGAGCCGGAUCUGUGAAGGUGUUGGACCAGUAAACAUAUGUAAGAAUCUUACAUCUUUACCUCUUCACCCAUUUCCUUUCCCUUCAAAUCUGCUUCACACUGAGGCCCACAUUGGAAAGCACCUGGGUAGCUCAGACAGCCAGAGCUUCAUGUACCUGGAAGACAGCACCCCUAGAGGCGGAUGCCACAAGCCCUGCGCGCCCAUCAGGGCCCCCGCCCCCGGGGGUGCAGCCCAGGAGGGCAGGGAGGACUGGAGCCUGGAGUGGGCCGCCUCCCUGACGCCGUCUUCCUCCCUCCCGCAGCGCAGCAACCUGGGGAAAUGCAGACUUAUGCUUAGCAGCGAUCAGUCAGUGCACCUGGGAGGAAAAGGCACUGAGCUGUUCAAAGCCAACAAGAACAGAGGCUUUGCGUGCAUGCGGAGACUGGAGAGUUGA